AUGCGGCUGCGGCUGGCGGCGGGCGGCCCCGCCGCGCUGAAGGUGCUGGCGGCCGCGCAGGCCGCCGCCGCCCCGGUGCGGCUCUCCUGGGGCGGCCCCGCAGAGCAGCCGCUCUCCCCGCUGUGCCCCCCGUGGGUGCCCACCCUGGAGCUGGACAGUGGCACCGUCCUCUUCUCCCCCAACGCCAUCUGCCAGUACUUCUUCCUGGCGAGCGGAGAGGAGCCGACCGACCUCACGAACCAGUGGCUUGAAUGGGAAGCCACCGAGCUGCAGCCUGCUGUCUUGGCGGCCUUGUACGCCCAGCUGGUGCAAGAGAAAAAGGGAGUGGAGGCGGUGGCGGCCCUGGGGAAGUCGCUGACCUACAUCGACCAUAGCCUGUCCAGGAAAGGCACUGCCUACCUCGCUGGGGAUGCCAAGUCUGUUGCUGACGUGGUUGUGUGGGGCGCCCUGUUCCCUGUCCUGCAGGAUGACUCCAGGCUGCCAGAUGAGCUCAAGGCGCUGAGGACGUGGUUCCAGAGCAUGAGCCUCUCGGAGGCCUGCAGGAAAGCUGCCGACUCGGUGCUGGUGCCCAAGGGGCUGCUGGAGUUCAAGUCCUACCUACAGAAACAGCCUCCACCCUGCCUGGCCAUGGAGAGACCCACCAGUAACGAGCCCGAGGAGGAAGAAGCUUCUGAGCGUGCCCUGACAGAGGAAGAAAUCACAGCCGCUGCGGACGCCUGGGCCCGCGGCGCUGCGGCACUGCCCAAGCCUUGGCAGCCUCAGAAACCUGUGCUGCCCGUGGAGGGCAUGAGGAACAUCCUGAUCACCAGUGCCCUGCCCUACGUGAACAACGUGCCCCACCUCGGCAACAUCAUCGGCUGCGUCCUCAGUGCCGACGUGUUUGCCAGGUACUGCCGCCUGCGCAACUGGAACACGCUGUACGUGUGCGGCACGGAUGAGUACGGCACGGCCACGGAGACCAAGGCGAUGGAAGAGGGGCUGACGCCCCAGGAGAUCUGCGACAAGUACAACGCCAUCCACACUGACAUCUACCGCUGGUUCAACAUCUCCUUCGACUACUUUGGCCGCACCACCACGCCGCAGCAGACCACGAUUGCCCAGGACAUUUUCCAGCGCCUGCUGGCACGUGGUUUCCUGGUGCAGGACACUAUGGAGCAGCUGCGGUGUGAGGGGUGCCAGCGGUUCCUGGCCGACCGCUUUGUGGAGGGCAUCUGCCCUUACUGCAGCUAUGAGGAGGCCCGGGGGGACCAGUGUGACAAAUGCGGCAAACUCAUCAAUGCCGUGGAGCUAAAGAGGCCACAGUGCAAGCUCUGCAGGGGUAUCCCCGUGGUGAGACCCACGCAGCACCUCUUCCUGGACCUGCCCAAGCUGGAGGAGCGGCUGGAGCUGUGGCUGGAGCAGUCCUGGACCAAGGGGGACUGGACUCCCAACGCUCGCUACAUCACCCGCUCCUGGAUUCGAGACGGGCUGAAGCCCCGCUGUAUCACCCGCGACCUCAAGUGGGGCACGCCUGUGCCCCUGGAUGGCUUCCGUGACAAGGUGUUUUACGUAUGGUUCGACGCUCCCAUCGGCUACUUGUCCAUCACGGCCAACUACACUGACCAGUGGGAGCGGUGGUGGAAGAACCCGCAGCAGGUUGAGCUGUACAACUUCAUGGCCAAGGACAACGUCCCGUUCCACAGCGUUGUCUUCCCCUGCUCGCUCCUGGGGGCUGAUGACAACUACACCCUGGUGAACCACCUCAUCGCCACAGAGUACUUGAACUAUGAGGAUGGGAAGUUCUCCAAGAGCCGGGGUGUGGGGGUGUUUGGGGACAUGGCCAAGGACACGGGCAUCCCUGCGGACAUCUGGCGCUUCUACCUGCUGUACCUGCGGCCCGAGGGGCAGGACAGCGCCUUCUCCUGGAGCGACCUCAUGCUCAAGAACAACUCGGAGCUGCUGAACAACCUGGGCAACUUCAUCAACAGAGCCGGGAUGUUCGUGUGCAAGUUCUUUGGCGGCACAGUCCCCGCCAUGGUCCUGACGCCGGACGACAAGCGCCUCUUGGCCCGCGUCACCCUGGAGCUGCGCCAGUACCACCAGCUGCUGGAGAAAGUCCGCAUCCGCGACGCCCUCCGAUGCAUCCUCAGCAUCUCCCGCCACGGCAAUCAGUACAUCCAGGUGAACGAGCCCUGGAAGCGGAUCAAGGGAGAUGAAGAGGACAGGCGGCGCGCGGGCACGGUGACGGGCGUGGCGGUGAACAUGGCCUCCCUGCUGGCCGUCAUGGCGCAGCCCUACAUGCCCGGCGUCAGCGCGGCCAUCCAGGCGCAGCUCUGCAUCCCGCCUGACUGCUUCGUCCUGGGUCACGACUUCACCUGCACCCUGCCUGCUGGGCACCGCGUGGGCACGGUGAGCCCCCUUUUCCAGAAGCUGGAGCAUGACCAGGUUGAAGCCCUGCGCAAGCGCUUUGGGGGAGGGCAGCCUGAAGACCUCACUCUAGUGCCCCAGGCCAAACUGAUCCCCCCUACCUCAGGGUCCCAUCCAGCUCCAGCCUUAGGGACUCCCCUAGCUCCAAGUGACCCCCAGCUGAUCCAGGAGCUGGUGGAGCAGGUGGCCAAGCAGGGCAACCACGUGCGGCAGCUGAAGGCCAGCAAGGCGGAGAAGGUGCUGGUGGACACAGAGGUGGCCAAACUGCUGGAGCUGAAGAAGCAGCUGGCACUGGCUGAAGGCAAGAGCCCCGAAGUCCCUGUGCCCAAGGGGAAGCGGAAGAAGUAGCCUCAGCCCCCAGGUUCUGCGGGCCAGGGCUGGCCAGAGACCAGACUGAGGCGUGCUGGGGGUUACACACGUGUAAUAAUAAAAUACAAGAACUGUACAA
This is a messenger RNA of Rhea pennata, 2854 nucleotides long. RefSeq names its product methionyl-tRNA synthetase 1 (gene MARS1). The record is from RefSeq and is a predicted model, not a curated record. Gene Ontology annotation, molecular function: methionine-tRNA ligase activity; ATP binding. Gene Ontology annotation, cellular component: aminoacyl-tRNA synthetase multienzyme complex; cytosol. NCBI's taxonomy places the organism in Eukaryota, Metazoa, Chordata, Aves, Rheiformes, Rheidae. Gene Ontology annotation, biological process: methionyl-tRNA aminoacylation. The transcript is spliced from 22 exons. Bases 1 to 2754 code for a protein of 917 amino acids.